AUGUCGGACAAUACUGGCGAGGCUAAUGGUGUUGAUGGAGGCUACUCCGUUCCUUCUUUCUCCUACAAGCCCUUUGUAAGGAUGUUCUACGCAUCUAUGCUGCUACAGGCCUCAGUGUCUUACGUGUUUUUUUCUUUGGGCGUUCUCUUCUCCUCGAGUUCCUUCAGUAAACAUCUCCUGGGAUUAUAUGCUUUGUUAUUCGGCGUUGUUAGCUUUUUGUACCAUUUAUCCAUUCAAUCUAUUGUAGAUCGAGUUCAUUUGUUCUUUCCUAAAUUUGAUGAAGACAUUGUAAAGCACACCUUUUAUUUCUUGAUAGGCCUCCCUGGCCUUACUCAUCCUGAUAGCUUCCAGCUUCGCUUGGCAUCCUAUCUUUUUUCCAUCAUAGGAUUUGUCGGGACUCUCGUUUCAUUUCGCCAUCAGAACUUAAUGAGCACUUACCUUUCAAGGGAUCCGACUCCUUAUCAAGGCUUUUAA
Molecule: messenger RNA, 474 nt
Organism: Theileria orientalis strain Shintoku
Lineage: Eukaryota; Apicomplexa; Aconoidasida; Piroplasmida; Theileriidae
Exons: 2
Coding region: 1-474 (157 amino acids)
Source: RefSeq, a predicted model, not a curated record